Messenger RNA from Lates calcarifer (barramundi perch), 3007 nucleotides. It is a transcript of the gene slc39a8, whose product is annotated as solute carrier family 39 member 8. Gene Ontology annotation, biological process: zinc ion import across plasma membrane; intracellular zinc ion homeostasis. Gene Ontology annotation, cellular component: membrane. The coding region runs from base 516 to 1907 and encodes 463 amino acids. Gene Ontology annotation, molecular function: zinc ion transmembrane transporter activity. The transcript has 8 exons. NCBI's taxonomy places the organism in Eukaryota, Metazoa, Chordata, Actinopteri, Centropomidae. The record is from RefSeq and is a predicted model, not a curated record.
CGACUUCCAGCUGUGUCAUAAUUGAUACACAGCUGUAAACUGGGUCACACUGACUUAUACACCCCGCGCCCUUUUUCCAUUCAACACCGUGACCUUUUGCACACACACACUCACAAGGAGACACACACACGUAGGAGUGUGUGUGUGUGAGAGAGUGUGUGAGCACGUUGAGAAAGUCAAGUCACAAAAGAAAGCAUUGAAACACAGUGAGUGCACGCGGUCGGUCACCUCCAUGUUUUCCCUUCGUGGCUCUGCAGUCUGAUCUUUGAACCCGGUCUACCUCAGAUCGUCCCGGUGGAUCACUCAGGGCAGCUCAGGAGGGACUGCGGCUCCUGAAAUAAUCUGGAAAAACUGCACAACUUAAAAGAGAAAAAACACGACUUCUGCUCCGACUGUGCCAUGGAUCUGACUCUGGACUGCGAGCAAUAAACUCCUCGGAAAUCAUGAUUUCAUAAGAGCAGAAGGAGCAGAUUUUAUUUACUGGCGAACUGAAAAACUAACAAUUAAAAGUAGAGAUGUUUAACUUAAGAUGCUUUGUUACGUGCGUUUUGGUUUUUAUCACAACGUCCCACAGUAUCCAUGUGAUUGACCGAGAUGGACAGGGAUUUCUGGAGAAUAUUUUACUCUAUUACGGUGAAAAUAAUUCAAUUUCAACAGAGCAUCUGGAGGAUUUGCUGCUGUUAAUCUCAGCCAGAAGGUCAGAGGCAAUAACUGAAGAAAAUCCACUGGUAAACCAAGAGUGUCCCUCAGCUGAGCAGAUCUUGUCCCACUUUGGGUUCAGUAAUGUCAGUCAGCUGACUGUGGGACAUCUGGGGAGGAUCUGUCCCGCUGUGUUGACCCAGGUGCUGCUGCCCUCCUGCCCCUACACCACCCCCAAGACCGUGCCGCCCCUCGACUACACUGUCUGGGGUUACGGGUUUCUGGCCGUCACCGUGAUCAACCUCGCGUCUCUGCUCGGCCUUUUGCUGAUACCCUUCACCAAGAAAUCUUAUUUCCCCAAAGUGCUGACCUACUUCAUCGGCCUGGCCAUCGGGACACUCUUCUCCAACGCUGUACUUCAGCUCAUACCAGAGGCCCUGGGUUUUGAUCCUAAAGCUGAUAACUAUGUGGCGAAUGCAGUUGGAAUAUUCGGUGGAUUUUACCUCCUGUUUUUUGUGGAGAAGAUUCUGAAAAUGGCUCUGGGGGUGGAGCAUGAGCAUGGCCACAGCCACUUCACUCCUGCAGAGCCGCCUCAGGAAAACUCCCUCCACAACGGAGACGUAAUGGAGAAAAAGGACUCCAUCAUUUUGACCAGCAUCAGCGCCAUCACCUCAGACAAGAGCAACCCAAACCCAGAACCUUCCCACACGAACGUGACACAGUCUCAGGACAUCCAGGUGUCUGGUGUGAUGUGCCACUGGCUGCGUGGGCAACGCAUCACCAGCAUCAAGACGGUGGCGUGGAUGAUAACUCUGAGCGACGCCCUGCACAACUUCAUCGAUGGUCUGGCUAUCGGCGCCUCGUUCACCGUGUCAAUACUGACAGGGUUCAGCACAUCGACUGCAAUUGUGUGUGAGGAGUUUCCCCAUGAGCUGGGUGACUUUGUGAUCCUCCUGAACGCUGGUAUGAGCAUCCCACAGGCCAUUUUCUUCAACCUGCUGUCGGCGGUGUCGUGUUACGUCGGCCUCGUGUUUGGCAUUCUGCUCGGGAGCAGCUUUGCCCCUAAUGCAAUCUUUGCCAUCGCAGGAGGAAUGUUUCUGUACAUUGCACUGGCAGACAUGUUCCCAGAAAUGGACAACAUUGCCCGGGAACAGCGACGUACCUCCACCAAGAUCGUCUUCUUCCUGAUCCAGAACGCGGGGCUGCUGACCGGCUUCACCAUCAUACUACUGAUCACCAUGUUUGCAGGGGAUAUCAACCUGGGCUAAAAGAGACAGGAGAAGACACAAACUGGAAACAUAAAUAGUUAUGAGCUGCUCCCAUUUCUGCUCACUCGGCUGGGCAGGAAAGUGAAUGUAAAGUGAAUGUUUUGUACAAACAAAACUUAAUGUUCAAAGGAAAAAUAAUGCUUUUUUAUCUUUUGACUAUCAAUUUAGUGGAACGUUUACUCUAUGAAAAGGGAAAAUCUUUACAAUCAUUUGUAUGAAAUCUAGACAAAUUUGUUUUAAGGAGACAAUAAAUAAUUUUUUCAGUCUUCAUAUAUUGUGAAAUAUCUUAACUUUAUUGUACCUCAGUGGCACUGCAUUGUAAACUAAUGUAUGCAGUGUUAUUGUGACAACAGUCAGUCUUCUGGCUGUUGUGGCAGCAGAGUUUGACCUUGCUGUUUUGUGACCUCCCUGACCUUUCAAGGUUGUAUAGCUGCAGUUUUUUUGUUUUUUUUUUUGUCUGUGUGUGUUGUUCACAGAAUAUAAUUUUCCUGUCACUGAAAGAUGUCAAGUUUUCACUGAGACCCGUGGGACAGAUGCAUCUUAUCGUUUGUGGUCCCGUAGGUCAAAACAUUACGUCUUUAUUGACUUUUCAUAUUAAAAAAGUAUCCCAACAUACACAACCACACAUAGAAAGAAAAACUCAACAUUGUACACAGUAUAUCUACCCUGUGAAACCCCAUCCAAGAGGCAACAACAAAAAUGUAAAAUAAUCAACCACAGGAAAUACAAUAUAUCUAAAUAAAACAAUUAUGAUUCUCUGUAUUUUCUCUACACUGGUGCUUACCAUGUAGAAGUUUUAGUAAAAUGUGUUCUUUCUAAUGACUUAUUUACAGUACAUUGAUGGCCUCUGAGUGGCAGUGGCUGAUUGAGUUGUACGUUAAUCAACAUGGGGUGUUGUAAAUGAUGAAAGACUGUAGACAAAAACUUCUCUACAAUGUAAAUGGACCAAUUAUAAACAGUAUUUGCAUUGUUCAUUAAUUUACUUUUUUUUUUUUUUUUUUUUUUUUUUUUUACAUUUUGUCACUUUGUAUGCCAACCACUUUCUUUCUUUUUAAAGAUUAUAUUUUAAAUAAAGCCACAAAUAAAUGUUGUUAAUUUUA